AUGAUGCAAGGUUUAGUUCCAACAAUACCAUUAAUAAAAGAUGAACCAAAUAUUUAUAAAACACUGACUAACAUUGGCUGGACAAAACAUGAACAGAGUAAAUUAAAAAAGUUGAAUAUCCUGCUAAUUAUAUGGACAUUUCUUAUUAUAGCUGUUGUUGCAACUGAUCAUUCUGUACACAAUGCUCUGUACUCACUAGCACCUCUAUUCUCAGCUGAUUUUAUCCAAUCGUCAAGAGCAUACAUUUAUAAUGAUGAUUAUUACUUUGAACUGGAGUAUGAUCGAUUAGAAGGAUUGUCGCAUCAACCAGUUAUCAAAGGUGAUACAUUCUAUGCGAAUAUAUUAAAAAGUAUGGUUAGUUUAUUGAUUCCACUGAAAGAUACUGUGAUCAGUAUUGAUGCUACAGUCUGUCGACCGAAACCAAAUCCACCAAGUCGUGCGAGCAAUGCAAUAAUUAUAUUCUUAUUGUUUCUAACAUAUUUAAGUGCUUUCUGUCAGGUGUAUGUCAUGCGACUACGUCAUGUAAUCAUGAUAUGGUAUUAUCCAGAGAUAUCAGAUCUACGCGCUUCAUGGUUACGCGCUCAUAUUAAAAAUAAUCGUGAAGCAUUUCAUGGUUUAAAACACAUAUCAAGAGUGCCUAUUGGUAGACCAAGUCGACGAUUGUUUACAAUAUCCUUAGUUGGAGAAUUUAUGAUGAAUCAUCCGAAACUGAAGCAGCUAUUACGAGUAUUUGGUAUUAAACGUGUCACAUGCUCAUAUUGUGGUGCUGAAGGCAAUCCAUCAGAUGAAAAGAAGUUCAAGGAGAACUUUUAUCAGUGUCCUGAAUGUAGUGCAUAUUUCUGUCGUUCUUGUCAGCUGGAUCUAGAGCAUAUCUGUUCAGUAUGUCGUACACCGUUGUUUGCAAGAGAUGCACAAAUCGAUUUUGAAGAGUAUUCAACUGAUGAAGAGUACAUAGCUAUGCAUUCAAUGUAUCUUCGACGAGCUGAACAAAAUCUAGGUCAACUUGCUAGUGGAUCAAUUGUAAUAAAUCCUCUAGGCUCUAGAUACUGA
Trichobilharzia regenti is the source of this 1050-nucleotide messenger RNA. NCBI's taxonomy places the organism in Eukaryota, Metazoa, Platyhelminthes, Trematoda, Strigeidida, Schistosomatidae. The record is from the annotation of a GenBank genome assembly.